This is a messenger RNA of Daldinia loculata, 1809 nucleotides long. Its product is annotated as Prp19-domain-containing protein. The transcript has 6 exons. Gene Ontology annotation, cellular component: cytoplasm; Prp19 complex; U2-type catalytic step 1 spliceosome. NCBI's taxonomy places the organism in Eukaryota, Fungi, Ascomycota, Sordariomycetes, Xylariales, Hypoxylaceae. The record is from RefSeq and is a predicted model, not a curated record. Gene Ontology annotation, biological process: protein ubiquitination; DNA repair; mRNA splicing, via spliceosome. Gene Ontology annotation, molecular function: protein binding; ubiquitin protein ligase activity. The coding region runs from base 150 to 1583 and encodes 477 amino acids.
AAUCAGUUCAAAGUCAACAUUGCGCAGGAACUAACGAAGCUUUGCAUAGAGCUAUCAACUGCUGACUGGAAAUUUUAUUGAUUAAGCUCAGCCUAGCCAGCAACUAGACGCAAUCAGACACAAUUAUCGCCAGUCUGAGGUUAUCCACGAUGCUGUGCUCUCUUUCCGGCGAAGCUCCUCAAGAGCCUGUCGUUUCUAAAUUAUCAGGCGCUGUAUUUGAGAAGCGACUUAUCGAAAAGUAUAUCGAAGAGAAUGGAAAAGAUCCUGUGAGCGGCGAGGACUUAACCCUCGACGACCUUUUACCUAUCAAAUCUUCACGCGUCGUGCGACCCCGACCGCCUACUCUCACUUCCAUACCAGCCCUCCUAUCUACCUUCCAAAAUGAAUGGGACGCGCUGGCGCUAGAGACCUACAAUAUUAGAGAACAGUUGGCGCGAACGAGGGAGGAACUUGCGACGGCCCUCUAUCAACAUGAUGCAGCCGUCCGCGUUAUUGCAAGAUUGACCAAAGAACGGGACGAGGCCCGGGAUGCGCUGUCUAAGGUGACCGUUUCGGCGGGCGGCGCAAACAACGGCGAUGCUAUGGCGGUCGACGCUGAAGCUCUACCUGAGGAGCUAGCGGCCAAGGUGGAUGAGACACAAGCAAAACUAUCUAAGAGCCGAAAGAAGCGACCCGUUCCGGAGGAUUGGGCAACAGCAGAGGAUAUUGCUACGUUCGCAGUCGAAACCACGAACUCCCUUCCCGUCCCCCAAGCUACAACGGUUAGUGUCGAGGCUGCCUAUGCCGCCGUGGGCGGAUUGCAGGGUGACGUUGCCAUCUACUCGAUUGAUUCGGAUAAUGUCGAGCGUUCAUUACAAGUUAACGAACCCGUGACGGAUUCGAUAUGGGACGGCUCUAGAAUCUUUUUCUCGACUUCUAAGGGUUCCGUGAAGGUAUUGGAGAAUGGCAGCGAGAUCGCGUCAUUCUCCGAUCACGCCGGCCCAGCUACCGGUCUUUGCAUCCACCCGAGCAAGGAAAUAUUGGCAUCUGUCGGCUCCGACAAGAGUUUCGUAUUUUAUGAUCUAGCCAAUUUGCGUCGCGCCACGCGUGUGUACACCAAUGCCACUUUAACAGCUUGCGCUUUCCAUCCCGAUGGCCAUCUCUUUGCUGCCGGUACCAAUUCUGGCGAGAUCAAGCUAUUCAUGACCAAGACCGGAGAGGAAGCAGCCUCGUUCCACUUGGGGGCUCCUGUGCAAGUCAUUACCUUCUCCGAAAACGGCUUCUGGUUUGCAGCUACAGCAAAGGGACAGACUACGGUUACUAUAUUUGAUCUGCGCAAGGAGGGGGAAGCUGCACAGGUCAAGGUGUUGGAUAUCGGCAGCGCAGUACAGGCCCUCGCAUGGGAUUAUUCGCAGCAGUUUCUCGCAACAGCUGGACCCGCCGGAGUUACAGUACAGCAGUACAGCAAAAGCUCUAAGUCCUGGUCAGAACCCUUACGAGCAGCAGUCAGUGCAGUCAGCGUCAAGUGGACUGCAAAUGCAAAGAAGCUUGUGGCUGUUAAUGGAGACGGAGUGAUUAGUGUUCUUGCCGCUAAGGAGUCGUGAUAUGGGCUGAUGACCCUCGUCCAAAGAUAAUACGAACAAAUAGGAGGAGAGAUCCGGGCUAGGUGAUAUAAAUCAAUCAAAUGAGGCUAAUAUAAAAGGCAUAGCUAAGGAGAGAACAAUUCUGGUUCCUCUAGCAUUAUAUAAUGCAUACCUGUAGAUACCUUCAUUCUUUAAUAAUAUACUCUAAGUAAUAUGUAUGCCCGAUAAUCGAGGUAUGUAGAUAUCG